Molecule: messenger RNA, 2703 nt
Organism: Caenorhabditis bovis
Lineage: Eukaryota; Metazoa; Nematoda; Chromadorea; Rhabditida; Rhabditidae
Source: the annotation of a GenBank genome assembly
AUGUAUAACUACAACGUUUACAUUUUCGGUAAUACACCGGAACCAAUGGGCAACAACGAACCACCGAGUAGAAGAGUAAUACCCGGUCCAGCGGGAGUAAUCAGCCAUCGCAACAGCACCAACGACAUCGACAACAAAAUCACCAUAAUUAUCAGCACCAUCAGCAACAGCAGCACGUGCAACAUGCUUACCAAUAUGUUCAAUACCCACAAUACCAACAAUACCCACAGUAUCAAUACCAGCAGAUAUACCAACAUCACCAUCAACUGCUCCACCAAAUUCCUCAUUUACACCAGGCACAACCUCAAUAUCAGCAGUAUUCAAGAAAUGCAACUUCCAAGAAGAGAUAUAUUCACUGAACAUAUAUCUAAAGAGGAUGCUGAUCAAGGAAUAAGGAGUGGAACGAUGUUCGAAGCGAUUAUUCGAAUAAAUCAAAAAAAUUAUCAAGAAUGUUUUUUGGACCAUCCCGGCGGAACAAAAUACACCGAUGUGUUGUGUCAAAAAACGGAUCGAAAUCGCGCACUCCACGGAGAUUUGGUGGUUGUGAAAAAGAAGCCACGCGAGGAAUGGGUGGUCAAUGGAGAAGAAUUUAUUCGUUGGGUUCAUAAUUUACCUAUACGACUAAACGACCAGGAAUUCAAAAUGUUGGUUAAAGAUAAACCAACAGCAAAAACACAAUCUGAAUACCUUCAAAUCGAUUGUGAUGAAAUUCCGGACGAAUGUCUCAUUAUGACUGGCGAAGUCGUUCGAAUUUCCGAAAAACGUCAUAAACGAAUUGCUGGUGGAAAAUUGCUCAAAAGAUUAAAUUCGCAUUCCGUAUUAUUUGCCGCUCUUGACUCACGAAUACCUCGAAUUAUCAUUCCAAAUAUGGAUGUUAAUCCUGAAUUUUUCACAAGACCACAAGAUUUUGAACGAUACUUGUAUACUGCGAGGAUAAUGGAUUGGCGAGCAAACUCUGUGUAUGCCGACGGACGGCUCGUGCGAGUUUUAGGAGUUUGCGGAGAAAUUGAGCCGGAAACCGAAAGAAUCUUAGGCGAAAAUGAUAUUGAAAAUAUCGAAUUCAACAGUGUGUGCUUGUCAUCUCUACCUUGUGAAGAAGAAGAGGAAUGGACGAUUCCAGAGUCGGAAUUUGAAUAUCGUCGCGAUUUUCGCAAUGAAAUUGUUUUUACAAUUGAUCCGAAAACGGCUCGCGAUCUUGAUGAUGCUCUUUCUAUUCGCCACAUUGAAGAUUGUGAUGGAAAUGGGACUCCAGGCCUAGAAAUCGGAGUUCAUAUCGCCGAUGUGACGUUCUUUUUGAAAGAAAAUACCGAAUUGGAUCGUUGGGCCGAAAGAAGAGGAAAUAGUACAUAUUUGGUUCAAAAGGUAAUUCCAAUGCUUCCACGAAUUCUCUGCGAGCAAUUAUGCUCAUUGAAUCCAGGAGUCGAUCGUUUAAGCUUUUCUGUUGUCUUCAAGUUUACUUAUGAAGCAGAGCUAAAAGACGUAUGGUUUGGACGUACGAUUAUUCGUUCGCGAGUUAAAUUAGCCUAUGAGCACGCUCAAGAUUUCAUUGAAAACCCCGAUCAAGACUUCUCACCUGAACAGUUUCCUCCGAUUUCCGAUGGUGUUACCGUCAGCGAAAUUAAAGAGAAGGUUCUUGAUUUGCAAAAGAUUGCGAAAAUCCUUCGAUCCAAACGCGAAAGUGGGGGAGCUUUGCGUAUUGAGCAACCAAAACUGAAAUUCGCGAUGGAUCUUGAAACGAAACAACCAAUUGGGGUUUCUGUUUAUGAGAUCAAAGAAGCCAAUAAGCUUAUCGAAGAAUACAUGUUAUUGGCAAACAUGGAAGUUGCCAAGAAAAUUGAGCGCGAGUUUCCGGAGCACGCGUUUCUCCGUAAUCAUCCUCCCCCAAAGGAGAAAAAGCUUCAACAAGUGAUUGAGCAAUGCGCUAGAAUUGGGUUCCCUCUUGAUGGAAAUUCGUCCAAGUCCCUCUCAACAUCAUUGAAAAAAUACAGCUCAGAUACUGCAAUUCAUACAUGUAUUAGACAGGUGAUCUCUUCGCUUACUAUUAAGCCAAUGCAAACCGCGCUUUACUUCUGCGCCGCCUCUGCGAAAAGCCCAUCAAGCUACAGACAUUAUGCUUUAAAUGUUGACCGUUAUACUCAUUUCACCUCCCCAAUUCGUCGGUAUCCCGACGUGAUUGUUCAUCGCCAACUUGCCGCUGCUCUCGGUUAUUGCGAGCCCUCGCAGAAAUCUCCCGAAGAAUUGCAAAAAAUUGCCACACGUUGUAAUGAUACAAAAGCUGCAUCCAAAAAGGCUUCGGAGGAUUCUGCUGAUAUGUACUUCGGAGUAUUCAUUCACAGAACUGGAGCAUUGGUCACUCGCGCCGUCGUUAUUGGUGUUCUUGACAAAGCAUUCGACGUACUCAUUGUUCAUUAUGGAAUCGUAAAGCGAGUCUACGCAGAUCAAAUCACCGCAUACGUGAUAGCGUUUGACGAGGAAUCCAGCGUGUUGACUCUCGAAUGGCCAGGAGACUCGCGAGCUGAAUUAGCCAAUCAAUGCGCGUUCCGGCAACAGAUCCGCAUGUGCAUGGUUCUUGACGUUGAGAUGUAUCCGUUGAAGGAAAUCGAAGUCGGCGUCCGCAUUCAUCGGCCGACUCUGGCCCAACGGAGAAUGGGCGAGAAGUCACUUCGCGCGAUGCUUGAUGACAAUAUCAACUUUUUGGAGUGA